This is a messenger RNA of Aphanomyces invadans, 1151 nucleotides long. RefSeq lists its product as hypothetical. The record is from RefSeq and is a predicted model, not a curated record. Lineage: Eukaryota; Oomycota; Saprolegniomycetes; Saprolegniales; Verrucalvaceae. The transcript has a single exon. Bases 93 to 1049 code for a protein of 318 amino acids.
CUCGAAACUCAUCCUGCGCCAACAGCGUCAAGGCUCGAUGGCGACUGCCCACUUCGUCGUCACUUUUCGAUCUGGCACGAACCGUGUGGACGAUGCAACGCCUGGCUUUCGUUGUCCUCGCCACAGCGGCAUCCAUUAUCUAUGGCCGCGAAUGCGACGCCACCGACUUCUAUCCUUACAACUCGCUGUGGGUGUCGUGCCGUAUCGCGGCCAACCUGCCUGCGAACCCCACGGGCACCGACAUGAUGAACGCGUGCAAGUACAGCGAGUGCGUCCAAUGGUACAAGAAAAUCGCGCUGCUCUCAUGCACGUUGGAUGGGUCGCCGACCACCCCGCUGGCAACCAUGUGCUCUGCUACGCCAACGCCCUCGACCACCUCCAAGCCCUCAACAACGUCCAAGCCCUCGACAUCAUCUCCGUCCACGACGACUCGCACGCCUUCCACGGGAGGGGAGCCGUGCACGGAUUCCGACUACGCGCCACUCAGUAGUAUGUUCAGGACGUGCCGCACGGACUCGGGCAUUGUGAACCUCACCAGGUCCAACCUCGCCGAGUACUGCUCGUACCCUUCGUGUGUCAAGUACACCCGCAGUUACGCCACCUUCACGUGCACGGAGGAUGGAGAUCCAGUGAGCAACUUUGCCACCGUGUGCGAUCCGUACGUGAAGGACCCGACGAGCACGACCAAACCAAAUUCGAUGGGAGGCGAGUGCACGACCAAGGACACUCCGUCGUCGUUCCCAAAGCAGCUCCAGUCGUGCCUGUACGUAGCUGGUCUCACCGCCGUUCCCACGUCGCUCUCCGGCCUCGUUGCAUUGUGCCAGUUCAGCGACUGCACGUCUGCCCUCAAGAUGUACGAUGGGUUGACGUGUACUGUGCAAGGACUGCCGGCGUCGGUCGUCGCAUCUGCUUGCAGUGGGGCGACGACUCCGAAACCCACGACAGAAGCUCCCACCACGACGACCCCCAAACCUGUCGUGAUUUCGAGCGCAUCGACUCUGGUCGGAUCAUUCGUUGUCGUGGCCGUUGCCGCCGCAUGGAUCGCCUAAGCGUCGGUGCAAUCCUAUGACGAUAAUAUUUUGUGCUUGACGAGGGAGUCUCGAUUUCGUUUCCCGGUUCUCGAAUUCGUCAUUUUCCGCGCCCAUGUCUGC